Molecule: messenger RNA, 603 nt
Organism: Colletotrichum higginsianum IMI 349063
Lineage: Eukaryota; Fungi; Ascomycota; Sordariomycetes; Glomerellales; Glomerellaceae
Exons: 1
Coding region: 1-603 (200 amino acids)
Source: RefSeq, a predicted model, not a curated record
AUGCGGUCAACUUCCGAGAACAUCGAGCCCAUCUUCUUCAACUAUGGCAAUCCCAUCGUUGCCACGACCGUAGCCACCGAGCCGGUUGCUGCUACCAUGGUCAACCACGCUGCGGCCAAACUCGCUCUCGGUACUGCCGAUAACGUCAACAACCAUCCCAUCGAGAAGCGCCUCGCGUCCGCCGCCAAGUGUCCUCCACCUCCCGGCGAGGACCGCAGCUGCGACAGCGUCGACAAAUCCAAAAUCUCGUCCAUUGCCGUCCAUUGCUCCUACAUCUGGGACCAAGGCAAGAACCACAACCUGCUCAACUACAAGGUCGUCAUCAACCCGACAGGCCAGAACACGCGAUGCUGGUGCAAGCAGUUCCUCGCCGCCGUCCGUGACCGCUGUCCCAAUGGCGAGAUCGAGUGGGCCUACCCGGUCUUCAAGUGCAAUCACAAGCACAUCCGCAACACGCUGGGCUAUGGCAUAUAUAUCAACUUCUACAACAACGUCUGGGUCGUCGGCGAGGACAACCGCGGCUGUAUCAAGGCAGCCAUCGAGGACACCACCUGUGGCGUUCCCCUUCAGUUGGAGCGGGGCGGUUGCUACAAGAAGGAUUGA